Messenger RNA from Dipodomys spectabilis (banner-tailed kangaroo rat), 1492 nucleotides. RefSeq names its product decapping exoribonuclease (gene Dxo). The record is from RefSeq and is a predicted model, not a curated record. Bases 238 to 1434 code for a protein of 398 amino acids. Gene Ontology annotation, biological process: nuclear-transcribed mRNA catabolic process; NAD-cap decapping. Gene Ontology annotation, cellular component: nucleus; cytosol. Gene Ontology annotation, molecular function: mRNA 5'-diphosphatase activity. Lineage: Eukaryota; Metazoa; Chordata; Mammalia; Rodentia; Heteromyidae. The transcript has 7 exons.
CCACCUGCCACCGACCGAUUGGCUCUGAGAACCGUGGCCACGUUGGGCUCAAAUUCCUGGUGUAAACCUUACUGCCCCUCCCCGCCCCGAGGGAUCUGCCUACAACAGUCGCUGAAUGAAUGCGUCAUCCGAAGCAGAAAAAUCACCUUUGCAACCUUCUUCGGCUUUUGACGCGACUACCCUGACGUCAUAGCCUCGCGGAGUUGAAAGUCAAGGUUGGGGGGCUUUGAGGGCCUCAUGGAUUCCACAGGGACUAGGAAGAGAAGUGCUGAGAAAAUAGAAGUAGCCGAGCCUCAGAACAAACUCCCUUGCUCAGCACCUUCAUUGUCCACAGAACCUGCUCUGUACUCUGGAUCCUUUCCUUUCUACCGGCGCCCUUCUGAAUUAGGCUGCUUCUCCCUGGAUGACAAGCGUCAGUACUAUGGAGAUGCCCGAGCCCUCCGCUACUACAGCCCACCCCCCACCAAUGGACCAAGCCCCAACUUUGACCUCAGAGAUGGUUACACUGACCGAUACCAACCUCGGGAUGAGGAGAUCCAAGAGAGGCUUGACCACUUGCUACGCUGGCUUCUGGAACACCGAGGCCAGCUGGAGGGGGGUCCAGGCUGGCUGGCCGGGGCCAUAGUGACAUGGAGGGGGCACCUGACAAAAUUGCUGACAACACCAUAUGAGCGACAGGAGGGAUGGCAGUUGGCAGCUUCUCGGUUCCAGGGAACAUUGUACCUGAGUGAGGUGGAGACAGCAGCUGCUCGGGCUCAGAGGCUUGCACGGCCACCCCUUCUCCGGGAGCUUAUGUACAUGGGCUACAAGUUUGAGCAGUACAUGUGUGCAGACAAACCUGGAGGCUCUCCAGACCCCUCUGGGGAAGUUAACACGAACGUGGCCUUCUGCUCUGUGCUACGCAGCCGCCUGGGAAACCACCCUCUGCUCUUCUCAGGGGAGGUAGACUGCACAGACCCUCAGGCUUCAUCCACACAGCCCCCUACCUGCUAUGUGGAGCUCAAGACCUCUAAAGAGAUGCACAGCCCUGGCCAGUGGAGGAGCUUCUACAGACACAAGCUCCUAAAAUGGUGGGCUCAGUCAUUCCUCCUAGGCGUCCCAAAUGUUGUUGCUGGCUUCCGUAACCCAGAGGGUUUUGUCUGCUCCUUCAAGACCUUUCCUACCAUGGAGAUGUUUGAACACGUCAGGAAUGACCGAGAUGGCUGGAACCCCUCUGUGUGCAUGAACUUCUGCGCUGCCUUCCUUACUUUUGCACAGAGCACAGUUAUCCAAGAUGACCCCAGGCUUGUCCACCUCUUCUCCUGGGAGCCUGGCCACCCAGUCACUGUGUCUGUACAUCAAGAUGGCCCCUAUACCUUCCUGCCCACGUGGUAUGUGGAAGCCAUGGCCCAGGACCUCUCAUCACCCCCUAAGACACCCUCCCCCAAGGACUGAUGUUUUGAAGGGAUCUAUCCUAUCUUAAUGUACAGAGUAAAGAAAUAUUUCUAAGUGA